Spirometra erinaceieuropaei is the source of this 773-nucleotide messenger RNA. Lineage: Eukaryota; Metazoa; Platyhelminthes; Cestoda; Diphyllobothriidea; Diphyllobothriidae. The record is from the annotation of a GenBank genome assembly.
AUGGACCAGCUCUCGUUGGUGGCAGAACAUUGUGCAGCUUUUGGCCACGCCUUCGCCUUCCAAGACGCCGAAGUCUUGGGCCAAGGGAGCGAUCAAACGGUCAGGGAGACGCUCGAAGCCUGGCACACCACAACUACCUCAAUCAACCGCUGCGUAACUUUACCGGCUGCCUACCAAGCCCUACGGGUGAAGUUCAAUAGGCAGGGCUACCGACGAGACGUCAGGCCGGAGACGACAGUAACCAAACCCAGACCAAGCGGGAACACGGACGGACAUAGACAGACGUCGGGAACAAACGAAACCAGGGGACAACCGGCGGCGAACGCGGGCAGACGAGAGCAGUCGGUGAGAACGCCCAACAGUGCCAGGCCCCCCCCCAGCCCGACGUCAACACUGGCAUGACAACCACCGUCAACACAGUUACGGGCAGGUUUGAACGGGACGGCGAGACGAGAACCCGCGACAGUGACAGGAAUCCCCAGCCCGACGCCAACACUGGCAUGACAACCACCGUCAACACGGUUACGGGCAGGUGUGAACGGGACAGCGAGACGAGAACUCGCGACAGUGACAGGAACCCCCAGCCCGACGUCAACACUGGCGUGACAACCACCGUCCACGCGGUUACGGGCAGGCGCGAACGGGGUAGGAAGGCGAGAUACGUGGAGGGCGGACAACGGACAAUGCAAACAAGAGCAAUGGCCGCGGUCACCCCGACGCCACCCCCCUCCCCACACCCGACAAAGGAGGAGGAGAAACCGAUGCCGCCAUGA